AUAUUAUUAUUUUAAAAUAAAAUGUCAAACGUAGCAAUUGAUGCGUACAAGUGUCUUAACGUUCUUGCCCUCAUAGGGUUCCUUCUUAAUUUUAUCGGCGACUUUGUUAUAUCUCCUUUUUGGUAUGCUGUUAUACCUGGUGUAUUUAAACUUUUACUUUUCCUUGCUCUUUGCGUUGUUGAGUUCACUCAGAUCCCCGUAUACACCAAACACUGGUCCUUCUUGUAUAGUUUCCUUGGUCGAGCUUUGUUUUACAUUGUCUUUUCCAUGAUCUUUAUAUCUAUAACAACAAUUGGAUUUGCUGGUUCUAUUAUUAUCUUAUUCUGUGGUGUGGUCUAUCUUGUCCUUCACUUUGCUCUUCCAGGAAAAGAACCUGCUCACAUGUCUUAUUCCACUUACCUUACAAUUGUUGGAGGCAGCGGUAAUUUGCCCACAGCCAAUGUUAAUGUUCAACAGGUUCAAUUGCAGCAGCAGCAUCUACCUCCUCCAACUGUUAAUGGUCAACAAUAUCCAUUUGUUCAUCAAUCUCCUUUGCCCACUCAUCAAGCUGUCAACCCAUCUCCUUUGCCUGCUCACCAAGUCAUUAGCCAAGUUCCAAGCCCUGCUCCUUAUCAUGAACAACAACAUGUUGCAUCAUCUCCAAUGCAAUCACCAUCUACAUAUGAUAGCCAAGAAAAGGUUGAGGUUUCUCAUUAAUCCCUUUAUAUAUGAAUAGUUGCUUUGAUUUAUCUAUUACUAUUAUUACUAUUUUAAUUACUACUCACACA
Messenger RNA from Rhizopus microsporus ATCC 52813, 767 nucleotides. RefSeq lists its product as uncharacterized. Bases 22 to 696 code for a protein of 224 amino acids. NCBI's taxonomy places the organism in Eukaryota, Fungi, Mucoromycota, Mucoromycetes, Mucorales, Rhizopodaceae. The transcript is spliced from 6 exons. The record is from RefSeq and is a predicted model, not a curated record.